GUGCCCGCAUAUGAACCUACAUCUAGCCCGGAUGACUCAAUUCGGUGCCGCGACUAGCGGGUUAUUCAGUAAAACUGCAUAUCGCUGCAGGCACUGCCACCGCGAUAGUUAAGGUUAAGCAUUUCACGCAUCUAUAAGAUUUCAAACAAUCCCAAGCAGAUUAAAACGACAACAUACAACAGUUACACCUUCAACCAACUCGACGACAAACUAGCUAAAAGCUAGUUUCGAAACUUCUACCAAUCGCCAAGAUGGAUUUCUUCCGUUCCAACUCCUUCUCCUCCCAAGUCCGGAACAUGAUGGCCCAAAACCAUGUUCCCGGCCUCUCAAUCGCCAUCAUCCAAGACGACGAGGUCGCCUCAGCAGGCUACGGGUACGCCACCCUCGACCCGGAAAAGCCAUGUACGGCAGAUACGCUAUUCGACAUAGCAUCAUGUUCGAAGUCGAUGACCGCGGCCUCGGUUGCGCUGCUCGUCGAAGACAACAAGAACCAUCCAGAGGUGCAAUGGGAUGCGAUAAUGUCAAGUUUACUCCCCGAAGACUUCGCGAUGCCCAAUCCCGAGGACUCUAAACUUGUAACCCUCGACGACGUUGUGAGCCACAUGACCGGAAUGGCCUACAACGAAGCAGCACUGAUGGGUCCCACAACAGCACAAGGAGACAACGCGCGUUCCAUCACGCGAAAUUUACGGAACCUACCUAUGCUGAACCCAGUGCGCACGAAGUGGGAGUACUGCAACCUGAUGUUCACAGCAGCCGCGCAUCUCGUCGCGGAAAAGAGCGGGAAGACGUUCAACGACUUCCUGGAAGAGCGGAUCUUCGGACCCCUCAACAUGACGUCGACUAGUUUCCAACCAGCGAGCGCCAUCUCCAAGGGCUUUGAAGACCGUAUGGCUAAGGGACACGAUUGGAACAAGGAGGAAGAGAAGUAUCUCGAAUUCCCGCAGAUCACAUCUCCGGAGGGUGAGGGGGCAGGUUGCGUCGUUACGUGCGCGAACGAUUUCAUUAAAUGGGUUAAGGCGUACCUAAAGCGAGAAGGCCCCAUUAGCCAAAAAGUGUACAGAGAGCUUACGCGACUACGGGCUAUCACCGAUCCUACGGGGAAGAUGGCGAAGUUUCCCAGAUCUCCCGAGAUGUACGCGGCGGGGUUGGAGGUGUUCUGGUAUCGAGGAUACACCGUCGUCGGCCACUGGGGCGGCGUUCCCGGGUUCUCAAGCCGGUUCUUCUUCCUCCCGGAAAUAAACUUCGGGGCAUGCUUCAUGGGAAACUCGCCUAACGCGUCGACCGUGUUUGGGGCGAUAGGCAAACAGUUGAUGGAUGCGGCGUUGAAAUUACCACCGGUACCGCGGUUGUUGACGAAGAAGGAUGGGAAUAAGCCGAAGACAAUACCGAAACCUGCCAAAACCAGCCUGGCAGUUCGCCCGAAGGAUCAGUCGAUACCUCAAUCCGAAAGCGCUUCCAACGACACGAAAGAUGAGAAUCAACCCGGCGACGAGCCACAGAAGGAGCAACCCGAUGAUAAGAAGGCGACAGAGGAGCCCGAGCCCAAACCCAAGAAACAAAAACAAAAGGAAAAGGAAAAGAAGCCAAAACCUCAAACGAAACCCCUAAGCGACUACGUAGGAAAGUACUGGAACCCCGGGUACCGCAGGAUGACGGUCUCGAUCAAGGACGACAAGCUCUUUAUCGACUGCAUGGACCGCGCGUACUACGGAUAUACGAUAACGUUCAAGCACGUCGCCAACCAGACCAAGUACACGGCACACAUCGACAAUGUGAAUGAUGUACACGGCGAUGAUAUCCGGGCCCAAUUCGUAUUCGACGAGAGCGGGCGGGCGGUUAAGAUGGGAUUGAAGAUGGAAUCUGAGUUGAAGCAUCUGAUUUGGUUCGAAUUAGAGAAGGAUACGUGAUGAUACAUGAUGGAAUUAUAAUCUAAGUUGGUAAUUGAGAUGGUUGUAUCGAGUUUUAAUUAACAGCGUAAAAUCCAUUCGUUUAUGACUACCUAGGUAGGUAAGCUUUUAGCAACUAAAUGUAUCCUCCAUGUUGAGAGCAAAUAGCAGCUAUU
Messenger RNA from Annulohypoxylon maeteangense, 2065 nucleotides. Its product is annotated as beta-lactamase family protein. The transcript has 2 exons. The record is from RefSeq and is a predicted model, not a curated record. NCBI's taxonomy places the organism in Eukaryota, Fungi, Ascomycota, Sordariomycetes, Xylariales, Hypoxylaceae. The coding region runs from base 252 to 1910 and encodes 552 amino acids.